AUGGCCAUGGACCUCGAACAAACGAUUGUCGCCAUCUCGUCCGCCCCAGGCAUUGGGGCGAGAUCGAUCAUUCGCCUAAGCGGCCGCGAUGCCGUAACGACCGCGUUGGCAAUCGCCGAGCCGGUCGAAACGGUGCCGUCGAAAUCGGCGAGACGAAUCACCUCCGGCAUCAAGCUUCCUGGCGACCGGAUCGUGACCGCCGACUUCUGGAUUUGGCCUACGGAUCGAAGCUAUACGCGGCAACCACAAGUUGAAAUUCACUUGCUCGGCAGUCGACCGAUUGCCGAUCUUAUCCUGGCGCAACUCAGACAACAGGGCGCACGACUUGCCCAGCCUGGCGAGUUCACGAUGCGGGCCUUCCUCGCCG
This is a messenger RNA of Symbiodinium sp. CCMP2456, 367 nucleotides long. The record is from the annotation of a GenBank genome assembly. NCBI's taxonomy places the organism in Eukaryota, Dinophyceae, Suessiales, Symbiodiniaceae.